CUGGCUGUUGAAUAGAGUCUCAUCAGUGUAUUUUUCUGGCUUUUUGAAGAAAAAAAAAAAACGAAUUAAUCUUCCCAAAUGUCUGCCAAACCAAAGGUGUACCAAGGAGUUAGAGUUAAGAUCACGGUUAAAGAAUUGUUGCAACAAAGAAGGGCUCUCCAAGCAGAAAAGAAUGUUUCAGAAAUCCAGGAGCAAAGAAUUCAGAUUUGUGAUCCAUCCCCUCUCUAUUCAGACAUUUAUAAUGAUUGUCAAGUUAUACCAACUGCACCAAGCUGUCACUUCCAGACCAACCAACUCCCAAAUUGCAUUUCUCAGGAGGAACCUUUGAGCUUUUUGGAUCAGUUGUUUCUGAAUGCUUACCUUCAACCAGAACCCCACACAGAAAACACUUUCAACCUAAUGGAAAAUGCAUCUCUUUGUUCACAUGGAGACAAUAUGCAGCCUGCUCCCAUCUUCAGACAGAACAUGGCUCCAGAAUCACCUUCAGAUUCAUCAGAUUUAUCAAACUCAUUUGAAUAUUCCCCAACCCAGCAAGAGGUAGGCUUCGCCCCACAGAGCUACAGUUCUCCAUCUUACGAGGAGCCUAGAAGUUGUGUCUUUUCAAAUGUGGGCUAUCAUUGCCAACAGAGAAAUGGAGCCACAUUCUGUUACUGUGAACACUGUUGCCCUGUGUCACAGCAAGAAGAGGCACAGGUACCAAAUACCUGUUAUUACAACUACACAGACUGUAUUGAAUAUAUCCCAUCAUCGACUGUCACAGAAGACUUCUUUACAAGGGAAAUCAACAACUUUGAUAUGUGUUACAGUUAGCAAAUGAAGUCUGAUGAAGUGUGCCUAUUAACACGUAUUGCCUAGGUUAUUUGUAAAUGCACUGAAACAGUUAUACAUAUAUUCAUCUCUAAUUAAAAAAACAAAACAGGUUCUAUACACUAAAUCAAUCACAUAAAUCACAUCUGCCAUAAAUGCUCUAUAAUUCAUUAUAUCUACUGACCUAAUCAUCAACAGGACCCUAAACCUAUGUUUCCUGGGUUUGUGGAAGACAAUGACCAAAAUAAGUGUGUCAAGUGAGUUAAAUCACCCUAUUAACAAUGUCAAUGCAAUUAUCGCACUUUAACCUCAACUGAAAGUGAUGCUUUAGUAACAAUGCCAGAUUGUUGGUUCAAGCUACUCUGAUCUAUCUUUAACCACUCCAUGAUCAAAAAAGUUAUUUUUGUAUUUAAUCUUGAGCUACUCCAGCAGAAGGCAGUUUGCUUUUGGAAUCAGAGCUCUAAUUGGAGACUUGUACCAUAUAUCCAAUAUUGGCCAUUUUAUUGAAUUCAAAUGAGGUUUUGAAGACUUUCAGCGAGCCUUAGUGUGAAUAUUUACUCUUGAAGGCAUUUAAGAAGAACCCAAGAUCUUUUAACAAAUUGCGAACAUUAUAAAUUGCUCAUUUGCACUUUUGCUUCAACUGUUAUUACAUGUGUUUCCUUAAAAUAACUGGAGUAUAUGGGGCCUUUUGACACAUAUGUGAAAAUAUAAUGUAACAAUACCUUUGGAGGAACAAAAAGAAGAACUCAUAGUCACCUUAACUUUCUCAAGCUUGGAAAUGAAAUAGAUAGGGCUUUUGAUUUCUCCCCCAACUCAGCACUGCUAUAGCAGAACCGAGAUACCACCAAACCAGUCACAAUCUUCUCAGGUUAGUUUCUUUGAAUUCCAAAUUAUGCAGUUUUUUUCUAAAUAUUCUAGAAGACAAUUUUUGUAGGAACUUAAUGGUUUUUUUUAAAUGAAAAUAUAUUUUAGUAGAUUAUACUCUUUUGUACAAUAUGCUUGAAGAAAUAGGUGGGCUAGGGAAGCUGGAUUAUCAAAUAUUCAUUUAUGUUUUUCUUCCUAAAUUUGUGAUUGUAAAUCACCAUGCACAAAAUCAUUUAUUGCUAUAAAACCUG
Pelobates fuscus (common spadefoot toad) is the source of this 1922-nucleotide messenger RNA. RefSeq names its product POU class 2 homeobox associating factor 3 (gene POU2AF3). The record is from RefSeq and is a predicted model, not a curated record. The coding region runs from base 79 to 810 and encodes 243 amino acids. Gene Ontology annotation, molecular function: DNA binding; POU domain binding. Lineage: Eukaryota; Metazoa; Chordata; Amphibia; Anura; Pelobatidae. The transcript has 5 exons.